Messenger RNA from Octopus sinensis (East Asian common octopus), 4170 nucleotides. Its product is annotated as disks large-associated protein 1. Gene Ontology annotation, cellular component: glutamatergic synapse; postsynaptic specialization. Bases 960 to 3779 code for a protein of 939 amino acids. The transcript is spliced from 12 exons. The record is from RefSeq and is a predicted model, not a curated record. Gene Ontology annotation, biological process: signaling. Gene Ontology annotation, molecular function: molecular adaptor activity. Lineage: Eukaryota; Metazoa; Mollusca; Cephalopoda; Octopoda; Octopodidae.
UGCUUGCUCUAGUAUUUGAAACAGGUUAAGGUACACAUUUCUUUCCUCCUCAUUUUUUCCACCGUGCUACAGGUCCUUCACAGACAACACAGACUUGUCAUGGCAGCGGCACUAUAGUCACUGUCUUAUCUCCAGCCUUCAACAUCUUUCUUUACAGCACCCUUCCUCCUUCUUCUCCUCAUCUUCCUCUUUCGCUCUUACCUCUUCUCUCUCUUUCUUUGCCUCUCUCUCGCUCUGUGUCUUUCAGAAGCCUGAUGCUGGCUGUAUGGUUAAUUAAACCAAGUCAAUGAUUAAACAGUAGGCCGCAGGCAAGCAUGCACGUAUGUUUCACUGUGUACUGACUAGGUUGGUGUAUGUGAAUACAUGCUUCUGUUUCCCAAAUAACUCAGCAUAUGUGUGCACUCUACUCUACACCCCUUUAGCAGCAGCCACACCAUCCUUGAGGAAAGGCCUGGCAGUUUUACCUUAUCGCAGACAGGUAGAGGAAGCAACUAUCAGCUAUUGCAAUAACAAACAAACAGCUACAAGUCAUACAGUUUAUCAAAUCCAAAUGCUAAACUUUAUUCAAAAGAGCUGCACAAAUAACAACAUACAAAGGAUAUUGAAAUAUUAAAAAUAGAUAGAUAGACAGAUAGAUAGAUAUAUCUAUUGUAAAUUAUUUAAGACCUAAGAAGAAAACUUUAUUGUGCAGGAAUAUCUGUGUAGUUGCUUGUAUGCAUUAACAUCCACAGAUUAGUAUUCUGGUCAUCAUAUUUGAAAUAUACAAUUUAUCUUCAAGAAAUUUUCUAACUCACAAAGUGUAAAUCAGGUACUAUUAAGUGGGACAGAGUUACUACAAGCAUCAGUUACUGAAAGCUUGAAUAAAUUUAUGGUUCUGCUUUUGGCAUGUAACAUUUAUGGAGAAGACAUGGCUAGCAGAAUUUAAAUUACACUGAAAAUACACAUACAAACCAAUUAAAAUGGCAAGCAGUGGUCCUCCAUCUGUUUUGGACAGACGCUCCCCUCAUCCAGACAGUAAACUUGUUGUCGAUAGGAUUACUCGUCGACGAAGUCCCGUACGUGCCAAUAAAGGACCAUGCAAUGAUGAAGUACACUCGCGCAUCGCACAACCAUACCGAACCAGCUUUUCUGCAGUUGUUUCUCUUCCACGUGUACGGAAGACAUCAAAUGAAGUUCUUGCAGCAAACCUUGCUCUAGAAAGAUCUCGUUCUGAUCAAGGUAGUGUCAGCUCAAAGAGUUCUCGUCGAGGUAUUAGCCCUCGACAUGUGAGAUAUGAUGACAACGUACAAGUUAGACAUUCAGAUACUGAAGACAGUUUAAUGACCAGUCUCAGUGGUCAAGAAUCUAGUUAUAGUCCUCUUGAAUCUCCACGAGACAGCUCUGAUAUAUUAUCUCCAAUUUCUGCAAUGUCAUCAGAAUCAGACAAAAGUUGUCCACAACUAAUUGUUCCCUCAACUGGAACACUAACAAAUAAACCUAUUCACCAAGAAACUUUAAGAGGAAUCCGUAAGGGCUGUGAAAACAAUACGCUCCACCCAGGGGACAGAUUAACCCCAAAUAACAGUGUAAGCUUUCUACCCUCUGAAUCUUCAGUACAUGGUGGAGAUUCAGGAGUUAGUACAGAUGUUGACAGUCAACGAGAAAAAACCAGCAAAUUGAAUAUAAAUAAAGAUUAUGUUUAUGAUCGAACUAUCAGUUAUCGCAUGGCAAUCCAAGCACAGUAUUCUGAUGAAGUAAAAAGACUUGCUGAAGCCAAAGUUGUUGAGAAAGCUCCUGAAGAAGAAGCCGAAGUUUCAAAUCCUGAACUGAAAAAGAGCGAGGUUUGUGCUCAAUCAUCUUUACCUUCCUCGCAGUCAAAUGACUCCCAAAAAUCUACUUCUCAAGGUGCAGAACCUAAACGCAAUGAUGCACAUUUCUUGAGUCAUGCCAAGAAAUCUCUAAGUACUAGCAUGGGAAACUUUUUCCGGCGUCUCUCACCAAAUGUGAGGAGGCGAACAAAACAUCACAAGAGAAACUCAUCAACAGAAGGGAGCGCACAAAGCUUAAACACAAGUGAUUCAUGUUCUAUUGAAAGUGACCCUUCGGGACAUCCUGUCCACCGUUCGAAUAGCAAGAGCAGGCGAUCAUUCAUGAAAUUCUUUGGAAAAAUUCAUCAUCGAAAUAAAUCUCACAGCUUAAGAUCUGUAGGGGAUCGCAAACCAUCGAAAGAUGAUUUGGAAUGCUCACAGUCUCAAGACAUCAAACAGUUUGAUCCCUCUACUCAACGGAUUCUCAAAUCUAUUGAACAGAACUCUAUGUCAGAUAAAACUAUUUAUCAAAAAUUCAAAGCAAAACAACCUUCAAAUCACACAGCAGAUGCUGGUAACAAAAGUCAGGCUGUAAGGCCACUGCAAGCAACAAGCAAAACAUUGAAUAACAGUCCUUCUGGAGCAAAUCAAAAGAACAAAGAGAAUGAACUAAAGGCAAUGUCCCUUCCUUUGAAACCAUCUCUUGCUGAAGAGAAUGAACUCGAAGCCAAUGUGAGUCCACAGAGCAAUGCUAGCACAGCUGGAGCCGCUUCAUCUGUUUACGCAACUUCCUCUCUCUCAGAUCAGAACCAGUCUAUAGAUGAUUUUUCAUUGGCUGUUCACACACCAGGUAGCGAAGGGACUUUUGCAACAAGCCCUGGUUCUCAUACAAAUAAUGCUGCCAAAACACAUUUAAUAAACAAUGACUCACCAGGCUCCCUGGAUCUAGGUUCUCAAUCUGCUCCUGAUUCCUUUAUUGAUAUUCCCAGCCGAAAACCCUCCUAUCUAAAGCUUAGUUGUUCUGUGAGUGGUUAUGGCAAGUACAGUGUUUAUAGCUCCUACAAGGAUAUUGAAAGGCGCUCACCAUUCUCAAGCAGUUCUUCACUAAAGGCAGAAUCCAGAUCAACAUCAUGUGAAAUGCCUGCCAUACAAUCAGAUAAUAAGGAAGUUACAAAAAGUGUUGAUGACAGUCCCUCUAAAGACAAAGAGCUGAAAGCCGACAUGGAUGGCUCUGUACCUGCAUCUUCCAAUGGCAUCGAUGGUAUACCAGAAUCUUCUGUUAUUAACAUCACAUCAACUGAAUCAUCUCAUGUAGAUGGAGACUAUUUCCUGAAACUAACACUGAAAGAAGAGGAAAAGUUAUCAAAACUAUGUGCUGAGACUGCAAAUGAUUUAGAUAAACACCAUCUACCUGAUGAUGUCAGUGGGAAGAUACGAGCUGCAAUUGGAAAAGCAAACCUACUUCAAAACAAAAAAUUUAAGCAGUUUCGAGAAUUAUGUCAGAAUUAUAUGACUCCAGUUUCUUCAGAAGAAGAUCACCCAACUAAGCUAGAAGAUCUACAAGGAUUCUGGGAAAUGGUACAAAUACAAAUUGAUGAUGUUUAUGACAUGUUUGCGGAAAUAGAUUUAUUACGACAAAACGGCUGGAAAGAAGUGCAUUUUGAAUCUCGAAGAAGCUCCAGUUCCAGCCAGAAAUCAGCCAGUGUAAACAGUACACCAUCUCACACACCAGGAAACCACAUCACGAAUAGCUUACCUCCUAAAAUAUCCCCUGAUGGUCAUCUGAUGGUAAUGGAUGCCACAGGACUGAAACGGAAAGCCAUGAAAGGGACCCCAGAUUCUUCCCCAGAAUCUAGUGAAAAAGCCCGCCAAGCAGCCAAAGCCCGUCAAGACGCUCGGCGAAAGAUGCUUGCAGACAAAAGAGCAGCCAUGCGGAAACUGUCAAAUGCAUCAGCAAAUCAAGAAGUUGAAAUCUUCAUCUCUGACAAAUAAUUGUGCAAACAACUAAUCCAGUCACAAUAUAUAUUUAUUCUAGGUAUACCUGGAUAGGUGUUCGCUUAUGAAGAUAAAUGAAUAAAUAAACAUAUAUAUUAUAUAUUAGUGCUAUUUUUCUUUUCCUUCUAAUUAUUUUUAAUUUAUUUAUAUUUUUAUUUUCGUGAACUCCGCGCUCUCAAUAAAUGAUGUGCUAUCAUUUAGAAAUAUUAAAAUAAAACAAAAAGCUACUGGAUCACAGUGAAACUUCUGAUGGCUUCUGGGGGCCUUAACUAUGAAGUCAUUUUAUUAAACCAACUUGGAUCGGGUCAUCUUUCUCUCUAAACCUGGCAAGUUCUAUUUUAAAUUCUUAUUUGGAAGAUAUGUGGACCAAGUAAACUUUUUGAACAGA